GCUUUGAAUAUGAUAUUGUUUUGCACUUAUUAUUCUUUGAUUACAAGCAGGGAUUUGAUUGAUAACAUCAAGAGAUCAGAACUGUUAAAAAUGUUAAUAAAAAAUGGAGUGCCGCAUACAUUAAUUAAUUUAAUAUGCAUGACUAUGGAGAAUGUAUCAUCCAAAGUUGGUCAAUUGUUUAAGGCACAAUCUGGAGUGUGUCAAGUAGAUGCUAUUCAACUUAGCUUAGCAUGCUGCUGUGAAGAUGCAGCUAAAAAAGGCACUAUAAAUUUGUGCUUAUGCUGAUGACUAGAAAUAUGUGAUUGAUACCACAAGUAAAAAUCACUUAAAGAUGGAUUUGAAAUAAUAUAUAAAAAUGGCCUCAAAGUUGGGCUUGUGAUCAAUGAAAGCAAAACUGAAUACCUAUAACUGUCCUCAGCAGCAGGUAAAAGAUCUCCUGCAGCGGCUUCGAAAUAAAAAAUUGUAGCUUUGAAAAUGCACCCACAUUUGUGUAUCUCAGUUCUGCCUGAUUGAUGGAAAUUUAAUCAGCAAAGAAAUCAACAAUGGAAUAAUGGCUGGUUUGUUUUUUAUAUUGCUGCUUUAAUCAUAAUAAACAAGAUGAAGACUUGUUACUUUUAGAUAUGAAAAUGUGGAGAAAUAAUUCUGCUUAGCAAAGUUCCUUUUUAAAUUAUAUAAUUUGAUUAUUACCAUAGUAAAAUUAUCUUUCUUGUGUACUAACGUUUAUAUUACCUUUUACAGCUAUUCAAUCUUAUGAAAUGGCCAGUUCACCGGAAAUCCGACUAAAAAGAUUUCUUCAUAUUACUUCUGAAACAAAUGUGUAUUCAUCUGGAUGUCGAAAUUUUAACAACUAUUUCAAAAAAGAAUUGGUUCCUUCUUUAGCUGAAUUGAUUAAUGAUGGAAAAGAAGAUUUUAUUCUGGAUACAAUAAAGACUAUUAAUGCAGAGAAAUCAUCAUGCUAUCCUGAAGCUUCUUUGUUCGUUUUGUCAGAAAUGGUUAAAAAUGCCAAAAUUCGUCAAAAAACUCUAGAUGUGGCAAAGAUAUUGUGCAUAGAACCUCAGUCUUUUAUUAUUUUUGUUAAGCUAUCAAUUGAACCUAAGCCAAGAGUUGGGUUUGGCCGCUCAUUCAGGAAAUUUAUUCAAGAAUGGUAUUUAACCAAAGACUAUCUUCCUUUAGCUGAAACUAUUGGAGCAAUGAAUAGGUUCAAAGGAUGGAGGCAUAGUGAUAUUAUUAAAUUAGCACAUGUUAAGUGUGAUGACCCAGCGAAAGCAGCCUCGUUUAAGUUUGCAACAUACGGAGCCGAAGAAAUGAAAAAACAGUAUGGUGCACUCGAAGAAUGUGAAAAAGUUGUUUCUUACUUAUGUACUGUUGAAACCUACCGAAAGAAGAAAGAUCCUGCUGAAGUAGCAGCAAAAAUCGAGUCCUACAUGCUCGGAAAAGAACACAUCAGUACUGCUUUACUAGAGGAUAAAAAGGUCUGGUUAGCAUUAUUAAGGCAAAUGCCGGUCAUGCAAGUGCUAGAUCAUAUUCAGUACAUGAAUAAACGUAAGCUGUUCAGGGGAACUCGUUCCUGGGAUGCUGUAUUUGUUGAUACCCUAGUUGAAGCUCUUACUCGACCUGGAGCCAAUAAAAAAAAUGUAACAGUCAAUAAAGUGUUCAGAACGUUAGUUAAUUAUGAAAAUGCAGCUAGGAUUAAACUAGAACUUGCUGCUAAACUAAAACAACUAAGUAAGAAACCCCCUGUGAUAUGUCCAGAUGUAGUUCAAGCUCUGAUAAAACUUAUGGAUAUUAUGUAUGAGAAAGUAAAGCCGACUGGCAAAAAUUAUUAUGUAGCUAUUGAGUCCAGCCCAGAAAUGGAUAAGAAACGCUGCCAGACGUCCCGUUACAUAAUGCUAGUUGAAGCAGCUGCACUCAUUGCUCAUUAUUUUUAUCGAACUGAAAAAAAUGUUAAAAUAGUUACAUUUAAUGACUCAGAAAUUAAACCUUUUCCUAUUACCAAAGAAACAACAGUGAAACAAGUAAUUGAAAACUUGAAAACUGCAAACGGAAAUGAAAGUGCAUCUAAGAAAGCGGAUGGAAGCAUUAUCAAUAAAAUUCAGGAAGAAAUCAAGAAAGAAGAUGGAGAUAUUGAUCAGUGCAUUAUUGUAAAAGCAAUGUUGGGUAUUACCAGUUUAGCAGGAGUUAACUUUGAACAGGAUAGCAAUAAUAAAACACGGUUUGUUGUAUGCAACCUUUGUGGUACAUUUCCUAAAAAUUCAAGACCACCUGACCAACCCAACUUGCUUUUCACAUUUGGAUUUGAUGAUAAAACUUGUGAAGUCAUCUCAUCAUUUGCACUUAAAAGUUAUUGA
Molecule: messenger RNA, 2348 nt
Organism: Nezara viridula (southern green stink bug)
Lineage: Eukaryota; Metazoa; Arthropoda; Insecta; Hemiptera; Pentatomidae
Source: the annotation of a GenBank genome assembly